UGUCCCGAAAUUUAAAGAAGCGUUUGAAUAGCCUGGACCUGGUACCGUCCUUUUUCUGCUCAUUAGUACAGCCCGUCUCCGCCGGGAGAGAUCUUCAAAUCAAAUCCUUAGUUUUUUUUCUCUCUCUCCAAAACCCUAACAAUUCGAUCUCAAGUAAAACCCCUUAUCUGAAUCUUCCAGAAGUUGUGAAUUUCGGGUAUUUCUGUUUGUAGACAGAAUUUGGUGGAAAUUUUCAACUGCAUUUGCUUGGGCAUUCUCAGAUUUGGGACUUUUGGUUGUGUUUUGUUGGAUUUUCAGAGGAUAGAUAAGGAUUUUGGAUCAAGGGAUCGGAAUCGAGUUUUGAUUCAGCUUCUAUGGCGUCUCCUGUACCGUCCGGGGUACCAAGACCCGGCGGCAACCCUGUUCCUCCGCCACCUAAUUACAAUAUGCAGAGAACUUCUGCUGAUUCUGUAGCUGCUGGCAUGCAGAAUAUGCAAAUCAAUCGCCAAUCUUCAAUGCCCAAUCAACCUGUUCCUCGGCCAACACCCUUUGCUCCUCCGCCAUUCGCGGCUACUUCUACCUCUUCUGCCCCUCCGGCUCUAUAUCCUGGUUCUGCACCUGUUUCACGCUCGGGUCCUCCUCCUGUUGGCUUUCCAAGAACAGGUCCUCCUUCAACUGGUCCUCCAUAUGCUGCUUCUGUGACGCCUUCAGGCCCUCCAGCUCUCGCCUCGAGGCCACCACCACCUACUGCCUUAACAUCUUCGCCAUUGAUGGCUGGCCCAGUUGUGCCAUCUUCGACUGCACCGACUGUACAGGGUCCAAUGAGCAAUGGGCAGCCGGCAUUUGCAUCAGGUCCUCAACGUUUCCCUCCCAGUGGUAGUGCUCAGCAGCCACCAGUUGGGCCUCCGUCAGGUGGGUUGUCGGACAGAGUGCCACAAGCUCCUCCUAGCAUUCGUCCUUUCCCUGCGAGUUAUGCAGGGAGUGCUUCACAUGGGCCACCCUCCCAACUGGUGCCACCACCGCCAAAGCCUUAUCCGACUGCUUCCCAGCCACUGCAACCGUUUUCAGCUGGUCAAGGCAUGCCACCACCGCCAACGCAUUAUCCGACUGCUUCCCAGCCACUGCGCUCGUUUUCAGCUGGUCAAGGCAUGCCACCACCGCCAACGCAUUAUCCGACUGCUUCCCAGCCACUGCGAUCGUUUUCAGCUGCUCAAGGCAUGCCACCACCGCCAACGCAUUAUCCGACUGCUUCCCAGCCAUUGCAAUCGUUUUCAGCUGCUCAAGGCAUGCCACCACCGCCAAUGCAUUAUCCGACUGCUUCCCAGCCACUGCGAUCGUUUUCAGCUGCUCAAGGCAUGCCACCACCGCCAACGCAUUAUCCGACUGCUUCCCAGCCAUUGCAAUCGUUUUCAGCUGCUCAAGGAAUGCCAACACCACCUAUGGAGUCUCCAUAUGGGGCUCAGACAUGGGCGAUGCAACAACGGCAGGUUACUCCAGGUCCUGGUACUCAACCACCAAGAAUGUUUGGAGUGGCCCCACCACCUCCACCAAAUCAUCCUAUGACCUCUAUGCCUCCUGCUACUUCUCAUCUCCCAGUAGCUGGAGCCCCUGCAGCUGGGCCAUCGAAAAUUGAUCCCAAUCAAAUCCCUCGUCCUGUCCCAGGUUCCUCAGUGAUAAUUUUCGAAACUCGACAGGGCAAUCAGGCCAGCGUUCCUCCGCCUGCUACCAGUAAUUACAUUGUCAAAGACACUGGGAACUGUAGUCCACGUUUCAUGAGGUGUACGAUUAAUCAGAUUCCAUGCACUAGUGAUCUUUUGAUGACAUCAGGCAUGCAGCUGGCUUUGAUGGUUCAACCUUUGGCCCUUCCUCAUCAGUCUGAAGAUCCCAUUCAAGUUGUUGAUUUUGGGGACAGUGGACCUGUUCGAUGUUCUCGUUGCAAAGGGUACAUAAAUCCUUUCAUGAAAUUCAUUGACCAAGGAAGGCAUUUCAUAUGCAACUUAUGUGGAUUUACUGAUGAGACUCCUCGUGAGUACCAUUGUAAUUUGGGGCCAGAUGGUAGGCGUAGAGAUGCUGAUGAAAGGCCCGAGUUAUGUAGGGGAACUGUCGAAUUUGUAGCACCAAAGGAAUACAUGGUUCGUGAUCCAAUGCCUGCAGUAUUUUUCUUCCUCAUUGAUGUAUCCAUGAAUGCUAUACAGACUGGUGGAACUGCAGCUGCAUGCAGUGCAAUCAACCAAGUUAUUGGAGACCUUCCUGAAGGCCCUAGGACGUUCGUGGGUAUUGCAACAUUUGACUCCACAAUUCAUUUUUACAAUUUGAAGCGUGUCUUACAGCAGCCUUUGAUGCUCAUUGUUCCUGAUGUCCAAGAUGUUUACACUCCCCUCCAAACUGAUGUCAUUGUUCAACUGUCUGAGUGCCGUCAACAUCUGGAGCAAUUGCUGGAAAACAUUCCAACCAUGUUUCAUAGUAACAAAGUUGCUGAUUCAGCAUUUGGUGCAGCAAUCAAGGCUGCUUUCCUGGCGAUGAAGUCAACUGGAGGGAAACUUCUUGUAUUUCAGUCAGUGCUGCCGUCUAUUGGCGUCGGAGCUCUUUCUGCUAGGGAAGCUGAAGGAAGAGUUAAUGUCUCUGCUGGAGAGAAGGAGGCCCAUAAAUUGCUCCAACCAGCUGACAAGACUCUGAAGACAAUGGCUAUAGAAUUUGCCGAGUAUCAAGUUUGCGUUGAUGUCUUCAUUACCACCCAGAGUUAUGUAGAUAUUGCUUCUAUCUCCGUUGUCCCGAAAAAUACUGGAGGACAGGUAUAUUAUUACUAUCCUUUUUCAGUCCUUUGUGAUUCUGCCAAGCUUUACAAUGAUCUUAGAUGGAACGUCACAAGACCUCAAGGUUUUGAGGCAGUGAUGCGUGUAAGAUGUAGCCAGGGUCUCCAAGUUCAGGACUACUCUGGAAACUAUUGUAAACGUAUUCCCACCGAUGUGGAUCUUCCUGGGAUUGACUGUGACAAAACUAUUAUGGUCACCUUAAAGCAUGAUGAUAAAUUCCAGGAUGGGGCUGAGUGUGGUUUUCAGUGUGCCCUUCUCUACACAACUAUGUAUGGCCAAAGAAGAAUCCGAGUUACUACUUUAUCACUUCCAUGCACAACAGUGCUCAGUAAUCUGUUCCGGUCUGCUGAUUUGGAUACUCAGUUUGCCUGUUUCUUGAAGCAAGCGGCAAGUGAAACACCUAUUAGCUCAAUUCCACAAAUACGAGAACAGAUGACAAACUUCUGCAUAAACAUUCUGUACUCAUAUCGUAAGUAUUGUGCUACGGUAUCAUCAUCAGGACAACUGAUUCUUCCUGAGGCACUUAAGCUUUUGCCUCUGUAUAUCCUCGCAUUGGUUAAAAGUAUAGGAUUGCGAACUGAUGGACGAAUAGAUGACCGUUCCUAUUGGAUCAGUCGUGUUUCCACUAUUUCCAUUCCAUUGGUAGUUCCUUUCGUUUAUCCCAGUUUGAUUGCCAUCCAUGACCUUGUUUCAAAGCAGGAGACUGAUGGAUCUCUCAUACCCCCUUCAAAGCCACUUUCAAGUGACAAUAUAACUGAUGAUGGAAUCUUUCUCCUAGAGAAUGGUGAAGAUUGUUUGAUCUAUGUUGGGAACUCAGUUAAUUCAGAUAUCCUGCAGCAAAUAUUUGGAAUUUCCUCUAUUAAUGAAAUUCCCACCCAGUUUGUGCUGCAGCAAUACGACAAUCCGCUAUCAAAGAAACUAAAUGAAGUUGUUAAUGAGAUAAGACGUCAAAGAUGUUCUUACCUCCGCCUAAGAUUGUGCAAGAAAGGAGAUCCUUCAGGGAUGCUGUUCUUCUCAUAUAUGGUGGAAGAUAAGACACCGAGUGGGCUGUCUUAUGUUGAGUUCCUUGUACAUACCCAUCGGCAAAUCCAAACUAAAAUGGUGUAAACCAGCAGUUUUGUUGACUUCUUCCUCAAUACUUAAAAUGGAGACAAAGCAGAAAGGAAAGCAUUAGAUUCAUGCUUAUGAAUGGCUCUCAGAGCAGCAGCCCUUUCAUUCCUCCCGAUGGCGUGUGCAGUUGAAUUGCCAUUGGAGUUUUGCACUAGAUUCAUCUAAUAUAUUGGACACAUAAGUAGUAAUAAAUAUUCAAUGUAGCUUUUGCUAUAAUUUAUCUUUGCCCAUGGUUUUUUGUGUCUUCGCUUCUUCUCCCCCCCACCCAAAAAAAAAUAAUUCCUCCUGUACAACGUAAGAACUGUAAGAUAAAGGCUGAAAUGUGUGUUGGUCAGUUGUUCUUUUCUCAUUUUAUUACAUGAUUCCAACCAUGUCUUAUAAUUCCAUAUUAUUAUUCAGAAAUCCCCUUUAUAUUUUCUUCU
This is a messenger RNA of Macadamia integrifolia, 4324 nucleotides long. Its product is annotated as protein transport protein Sec24-like At4g32640. Bases 354 to 3899 code for a protein of 1181 amino acids. The transcript has 25 exons. Gene Ontology annotation, biological process: intracellular protein transport; COPII-coated vesicle cargo loading; endoplasmic reticulum to Golgi vesicle-mediated transport. Gene Ontology annotation, cellular component: endoplasmic reticulum exit site; COPII vesicle coat. Gene Ontology annotation, molecular function: zinc ion binding; SNARE binding. Lineage: Eukaryota; Viridiplantae; Streptophyta; Magnoliopsida; Proteales; Proteaceae. The record is from RefSeq and is a predicted model, not a curated record.